Molecule: messenger RNA, 5660 nt
Organism: Tribolium castaneum (red flour beetle)
Lineage: Eukaryota; Metazoa; Arthropoda; Insecta; Coleoptera; Tenebrionidae
Gene: Imp
Product: IGF-II mRNA-binding protein
Exons: 8
Coding region: 510-2168 (552 amino acids)
Biological process (GO): regulation of gene expression; nervous system development
Cellular component (GO): cytoplasm; cytosol; nucleus
Molecular function (GO): mRNA 3'-UTR binding
Source: RefSeq, a predicted model, not a curated record
GUCGUUAUUCCGUAUGAACUUAGUACGCAUUUAGCACGUAUUUAGAGUGAUAUGUUGUGUUACGUCAUUUUUCCGAAAAGGACUUUUUGGUUUCGCUUUCAAAAGUGACCCUUUCGGCAACAUUUGGAUUUUCGUCUCAAAUAACAACACAUCCGGUAGUCCAUUUACGUCUGUUUUGUUUUGUUUGAAUUUUUGAUUUUGAUGCUGCUUUUGGUCCGGUGGUGAUAUUGUGGCUAUGUUGUGACGGUUUUGUGAUUUCUCUAUUUUCCUGUUGGAUUUUUGUUUUUGUGUUUUUACGAACAUCAAGUUUCGGUUAUUGCUCAAAAUUUCGAGUCGAUGUCUGUUUCGUUGGUUUAAUGUUGAGUUUCUUCGGAGGUUUUGGCGGACAGAUAAAGUUCGUUUUCGACAAAGACUGAUUAGGCUUAAGUAGUGUGUAGUGCGUGUGUGGUUUAGUGGUUUGUUGCCUUGUCCAUUUUUGGAUACUAGUGAUCUAAGUACACAUUUUCAACAUGGAAAAGUUCCAGGAACAGCAGGAACCUGACGAUCAGGAUCAGGUUUACGAAGUCGAGGAACCUGAAACUAGUUCAACAUCAAAAAUUAUUAUAUCCAAUUUGGGUCCAAACGUCCGGUUCGAAGACAUCGAACAUCUACUUUUACAACACGGAGCUGUCGUUGCAUGUGAUAAACUUACCUCAAAAGAUCCCACCACACAAACGGUGCAAAUUACUUUCGAAAGCACGGAACAAGCUCAACAGGCCGUAAAUCAACUUAAUGGUAUAGAAAUAGAUAGUAGACCCAUCAAAGUGGAAUUGGCUGUGGAAAAACGGGGCCGUAGGGGACCUCGAGGGCCAGGCGCCCCUUUCGGGGGCCUGCCUGGUCAGAGUAGACAAACGGAUUUUCCAUUAAGAAUACUUGUACAAAGCGAUAUGGUUGGAGCUAUUAUAGGGAGACAGGGAUCGACGAUACGACAGAUCACUCAACAGACGAGAGCGAGAGUCGACGUUCAUAGAAAAGACAAUGUAGGGUCGUUAGAAAAAGCCAUCACUAUUUACGGAAAUCCGGAAAAUUGCACAAACGCCUGCAAACGAAUUUUAGAAGUUAUGCAGCAAGAGGCCAACAACACGAAUAAAGGCGAAAUAUGUUUGAAAAUUCUGGCGCACAACAACCUCAUCGGACGUAUCAUAGGCAAGGGGGGAAACACGAUCAAAAGGAUAAUGCAAGAGACGGACACGAAGAUCACCGUCUCGAGCAUAAACGACAUAAACUCGUUCAAUUUGGAGCGAAUCAUCACCGUGAAAGGAGCCAUCGACAAUAUGAGCCGAGCGGAGGCCCAAAUCAGCGCCAAAUUACGGCAGAGCUACGAAAACGAUCUCCAGGCGAUGGCGCCGCAAACGAUGAUGUUCCCCGGACUGCAUCCGAUGGCGAUGAUGGCCACCGCAGGAAUUGGUUAUGGUUCAAGAGGUCUGUACACAGGUCAAGCCCCCUAUCCCGGAAUGUAUCCCGCAGGUGCGGCCCAGGGCGGAGGCGACAGCCAGGAAACGACCUAUCUGUACAUACCCAACAACGCCGUCGGAGCCAUCAUCGGAACGAAAGGCUCGCAUAUUCGAAAUAUCAUUCGAUUCUCGGGAGCUUCCGUCAAGAUCGCGCCCAUCGACGAGACGAAACCGCAAGAAACGCAAAACGAAAGAAGAGUCACGAUUGUCGGCUCACCCGAAGCGCAGUGGAAGGCGCAGUAUUUGAUUUUUGAGAAGAUGCGAGAGGAAGGUUUCGUCGCUGGAUCGGAUGAUGUACGAUUAACGGUGGAAAUAAUGGUUCCUAGCUCGCAAGUCGGCCGAAUCAUCGGCAAAGGAGGUCAAAAUGUUCGCGAACUACAACGCGUAACCGGAAGCGUAAUUAAACUGCCAGAACAGGGUGCUUCUCCUCAAGAGGAUGAAACAACGGUGCAUAUCAUUGGACCAUUUUUCAGUGUUCAAUCGGCGCAACGUCGCAUACGCGCCAUGGUAUUGCAAUCAGUAGUGCCUCUUCAGGGAAGACCGCGUCAACCGCGCCAACCAAAAGACCCCAGCCAAUCGGAAGCCGCCGCUGCGUUGGACCCACAACAGCAGCAACAGCAAACGCCACCGCAGCAGCAGCAACAACAACAGCAGCAACCACCACAACAACAGUAACGCCAGCUAGCAACAUUCACUGCCCUGUGCAUGGGUUUAUGCAUACCCUAUUGUACAAUUAACAUCUCGAGGCCUUCCACUAAUGCAAUAUCAUCCUUCCAGUCUUAGUGUCGUCGUAGCGCAUUGUUGUCGCCGAACACAACCAAAUAUUAGCUGUGCGCGCGCGUGUUUUAACUCUAUUAAAUUAAGUAAAACAACAACAAGAAGAAGAAGAAAUGUGUGAACCGCGAAUACCUCAGCAAGUGCUUUAUUGCCGAUACGUCCAUUUUGUUCAGUUUGAUGAUUUUCCGCUACACUGGAGUUUAUUUAAGUUAUUGGUUCUAGUGGAAAGUUUGGAGAAGAAACAGGAAUAUGGUAUGAUAAACUGUGUGCCCAACGUUACAAUCUACCUCAACUAAUCAAAAUAAAGUUACAAGUUAUAGCCAUAGUAAAUUUCCGUUACGAGAUACAGCAACCAACCAACCAUUCAAACCUCACUCACUCACAACCAGCAGUGUUUUCUUUUGUUGUACACGAUCUACCUGAUGAAAGGACUACCAAAGACAAGGCGUUGUUACAAACCAUUGUUUAUCGCUUCACUGGAUUUUGACCGCUCGCACCUAAACAAACUAUCGACGAAUUCAGCCAAAACAUUUCGAAAGACAGGAUUUUCAACCGAGCAAGCAAGAGCAGUCACCGUUAUCCAUCUGAAGAGUCCCACUUAAACUAGCACUACAUCAAAACAAGGCGAAAGUUCCUCUGCAGAGUCCGGUGGCAGAGGAUGCGAGACGGCCAUCACAACGGACAGGAGUCACAACUCUUGCAUCCUCUGCGCUGUUAACGUGGCUGUUGUUAAUUAUUAAGUGUGAAUGAAGAGCUUUAAUAAGAAAAUUUUGAUAAUAUUAAUGCGAAAUUGUUGUGCGUGUCUUUAUUAUUAUUAUUGUGUUUGAAUUUGAAGAGACGUGGCAACGAUCUUUCAAUUAAUUACUAUUUAAAAUGGAAACUGUUAAUCAAAGUGUGCGUGUGGAAAAAGACAUUUUUAACUCUAUUGUAAUAUUAUUGUUAGGAGAUUGUUAAAAUAAUGUUUGAUAAAGAUGCGGCACGCUCUCCAAUUAUUAUUAUUUGUUUAACGGAGUGCCGAGGCCGUGUCGCAUCUUUGAUUUUUCUUCGUGAUUGAUUGUUGCUGAAUUAUUAUGAUACCAGAUAGGACAGCUGUUGCGGCCUUGCUGCCUUGCGUCAAGGUCGGCCGCGCCCCUGAUAGUACAAACUCGGGAGGUAUAGAUUGGGCCUAAGAGCCCCCGGUUUAGUCCGGACUUGUAAAAAAUAUUUUUGAUAAAAAUUGUUUGUUGGGGAGGAUAUUUUUUGUUAGAUUUUUUAAAAAAUAAUUAUAGCGGGGUCGCUAUUUUAAAAAAUUGUGAAAAAAUGGAUAUAUUAUUAUAUGAAUAUAUAUUUAUUAAUUAUGUAUAAAUGAAAGAGAAAAUUUGAAUUAUUUGUACAGAUUUAUAAGUGUGCCAAAGUGCGAAGAUGUUACCAGAAUCAAGUUCUGUAUUUAUUUAUUAAAGUUAGACUGUUCAAGGGUUCAUGUAUUUAAAACUGGCAGUCAUUGGUUCAGCACUUUCUGAUACCCCCAUCAACAACAGUCGGGUCUCACACAAAACACUCUUUUCGGACACAAUCAUGCAAUCGUACAAAACGAACGGCUCCAAAGUACAAAGUCUAGUUCAAAAUUUAACGAUUACCAUCCCACUAGUCUAAAAACUGGCAAACGACAACUCGUUCGCCAGCUUUCAGUCUACGGUCGUCGAUCAAUCGAUCCAUUUGUUUCACACAAGCAUCAAUAACAACAACAACAACAACAACAUCAAAAAUCUAACGCAUUUCAUAGCUAGAUUAUAAUUUCUGUUGCAAAAUUAAUAUUACAAACAUAUUCGGACUAUAACAAUUCUCCCCCACCCCCCAAAAGAUGAAGAAAACGACACUUGAAACGAAAAAUUCCAUCCAUCAGACAUCACCGAAAUCCGCCAAAAGAAUUUUGCAGACGCGUGCCGCGAAAUAAUGGAAAAUUUUCGAAAUAAUGCGCGCGCAUCCCGGUCUUAAGCUUCAACACAACUAGACUAACCGAUUCCAUGUAAUGCCUACGUUUAAAAAUCGGUAAAUCAAUUGAUUAUAUUUAAAAAGCAAAGGAAAAACACUAUGUUAUGGUAUAAAUAGUGCCUAACCAAAGUCUCGCGUCGCUAAACGAUUUUCAGUGGACAAAAGAUUGCUUUCUGCUGUCGUAUGUGUGUUUAAUCGAAAAUUAAUGUUGACUUUUAGGGUUUUCUGUUCAAUGACGAGGCAGUCUGUUGUGACACUAGAGUUUCAAAGUUUAGCUUCCCGUGAAUAAAUUUGAGAAAACAAAGUGUUCAAGUCGUUUAGAGACGCAGAUUAAAAUGAAAAAGUAUAUAAAAUAGUUAUAGUUUGAAUUGUAAUGCAUUUCAUAAUUAUUUCAUUAAGUUAAUAGUUAAAAGUGAUUUCAAGCAAACCGUUUUCGAGUAAAGUUGCAUCUACAAUAGCAUGAAGAUGUUAAUAGGGUUUACGUGAAAUCAAACCAUCCUAUAGUAUAUAGUUAAAAGCUACUACCUACUACUACAUGUAUAAUUCUUCACCUGAUGAAUUUUAUAGUUUGUCGUUUUUACUUGAGUGUAUGAUUAUUUUAUUGCAACCACUUAUAGUUAAUAGUAUACAUGUUGAACGAUAAAACAAUGCUGGACGGAGACUGACUGUGCAAACCAGCCGCUGUAGAUUAGGUACCUUAGACACGGAUAAUCGUACUAAAGGUUACGAGAUGGAAAGCGCCGCGUUUUGCAUUGCAGUACUUUAAUCACCACCAAAAACAAACAUUAUUACCGUUUAGUAUUGUACAUUAUCCGAUCUAAGAAGUAAACUACCUCAGUAAUUAAUAUAUUUCUAUAAAAUUUAAUUUGUUGUUCAAGUUUUACUUUCUUCUGGGUUUUCGAUAUAUUAUAUAAGUUUGAAAAUUUUCUGGUGAAUGCUAUUUGUACAACAGAAUCUUAUAUAGUUCAUAGUCGAAAAAGUACUUGUGUAAGUGUGCCAUUCUUUUGUGAAUGUUAUUAUCGUAAAAGUUUGCUUUCAUCAAUCAACAUCUACAACGCAGUCAACAACAAAUGUUUUCUCUCAGGAAUUAUAGCUCAGGACUUUUGAUGUUUUCUCCGCAUAGCAAAGAGGAUUAUAUUAUUCUGAUUGAUUUUUCGGGCUUGCCUUACCAUAGUUUUCAUCAACUUAAUCAAUCAGAUACUAAGCGUUGCGUAAACACAAUAAAAUUAUUUGUUGUUUCAUGUAGAUGAUGAUUAUUAGUCAUGUGAACUCUUCAUUUUUUUCUCAUAUGGCAGAGAUGUAAAUAUCUUCAUAGCUCUAUGUAUCGGUUCUCUCCAGAAUGAAGUUUCAUGAAUUGGCAUACUUGAUUCAAUCGUUUGUUUGUCCAUUUAUUUCAGUAAAUAAAUAGUGUUCCCUUAA